Falco peregrinus (peregrine falcon) is the source of this 2272-nucleotide messenger RNA. RefSeq names its product docking protein 1 (gene DOK1). The record is from RefSeq and is a predicted model, not a curated record. Gene Ontology annotation, cellular component: cytoplasm. Gene Ontology annotation, biological process: cell surface receptor protein tyrosine kinase signaling pathway; positive regulation of MAPK cascade. Lineage: Eukaryota; Metazoa; Chordata; Aves; Falconiformes; Falconidae.
CCCGCCCCUCGACACGUGCGUCCCCGCCCCGUCCCCGCCCCGUCCUCGCGGGUGGCGGCGGGCGGAAGCGCGGGGCGCGUGGCGGCGCGGGAUGGACCCGCCGGCCAAGGAGGGGCCGCUGCUGGUGCAGCACAGCUACAAGUUCGGCACUAAGAGGUGGAAGCGGAGCUGGUUCGUGCUGUACCCGGCCAGCCAGCACGGCGUCGCCCGCCUGGAGUUCUUUGACUGCAAGGAGCCGGCGCUGCCGGCCGAGCGGCUGGGCACCCGGCGGCUGGACAAGACGGUGGUGCGGCUGGCGGACUGCACCAGCGUGGGGCCCGUGCCUGAGAGCGGCCCCCGCGCCGGCACCGCCGUCUUCCGCCUGGAGACCAGCGGCCGGAGCUACCUCUUGGCGGCCGAGAAGCAGCAGAGCGAGGAGUGGGUGGCGAAGCUGUGCGAGAUCGCCUUCCCGGGAAACAGCCCUGGUGAUGCUGGUGUGGCAGCCCGGCAUGGCAAAGAGGGUGGCAGGGAGGUGCCAGCCCUGGAGAUGGCCGUGAACUCCAUCUACUACUCGAGAGACGAAGUGAAUGCCUUCUGGGUGACAGUGCAACGGACAGAGGCUGCGGAGAGAUGCGAGCUGCGUGGCACCUACGUGCUCAAGGCUGAACGUGACAGCCUUGUCCUGAAGGACCCGCGGACAAAUGGGAUCCUCUAUGUCUGGCCCUACCGGCUGCUCCGGAGAUACGGCCGGGACAAGGUGAUGUUCUCCUUCGAAGCUGGCAGGCGCUGUGACUCCGGCCCAGGGAACUUCACCUUUGAGACCAAGCAGGGCAAUGAGAUCUUCCGCCUGGUGGAAGCCUCCAUCCGGGAGCAAAAAGCGCAGGUGGAGGAAAACCGGCAAAGCUGUGACUCGCUGGAUUCAGACAGCCCUGGUGUGGUGCUGAUCCACCAGGCCCUGGCUGACGCUCUGAGCCUGGAGCUGCCUGCGGAGGGGGAUGAUACCGUGGCACCCAAGGCGGGGCUGGCGCCAAGGCCCAGUGCAGCGGCAGAGGAGAGAGACACCGUGUCUAUGCUGAAAACCCGGACUCUGCCAGAGCUCCCUGUGCCGCAGGCCAAGCCCACAGUGUCGAGCACGCCCCCCCGGUCCCCUCUGCCGAAGGUGCCCCACACCGUGCUGCCAGCUGAGGACCUAUCCAGUGUGUACUCGGAGCCCCUGGACUCAGUGAAGGGCUUUCGGCCCUGGCCAGACUCGCUGUACUCAGACCCUGUUGACAGCAAGCCUGCUGGUGGGGCCAGGGUGCCCGGCGGUGCCUCGGAUGAGCUGAAGCUCCGGCCGCUGGUGCCUCUGUACUCUGGCACGUACAAACAGGUGCGGGCUGAGGAGCGCAGCCAGCCCCCUGCUGUGCCCAGGCAGAGGGAGCACAUCUAUGACGAGCCUGAGGGCUGUGCUUCCCGCUUGCUGCCCUCCACCACCUGCAUCUACGAUGAAGCACGGCCCAUGGGUGAGGCCUGGCGCACUCAGGGCCACGACGGCAGGAGCGGCUACGAGUAUCCCUACAACCCCAGCACUGAUGACUACUCAGUACCUGCCUUCCAGGCCAAGGCCAAGGGCCCCAAGCCAGUGCCUGCCCCCAAGCCGCAGGCAGCCCUUAUCCCUAAAGGUGCUGAGAGGAGCAGGGACCCUGGCAAGCGGUGGGGGAAUGCCGCUCCCGAGAAGGCGGCCGUCAAACCGAGGCUUAAUAGCAGCAACAACAACAACAAUGUGGAGGUGCUGUACAGCCAGGUGGCAAAGCCGCAGUACAUGCAGAAGAAGGAGCAGUCUGUGGAUGAGUGCAGCUUGUCGCCCGUCUACGAGGACUUGGGAGAGAUAUAACGUGCUGCUCUCUGUCUGUCUGGGGGACCCAGGCCCGUUUGUGAGCAGUGCUGGCUGCUGUCCUCCGUGGGUCAUGGGCAUGGCUUGGGGCUGUUCUGGGUCAGGCAGAGCCCCUUUUGGCUUGCCAGCACCAAAGGGCUGCAUUUCCCAGGAGGCCCCUUCCACAGCAAGAGCAAGAGAGCUGUGGCUGGCGCAGCUGCCAGCAUGCUUCUCCGGCUCUGGAGCUGGCUCCGCUGCCACCUCCUGAUCCGCAGGAGGGCUGGCUGUGUCGCCCUGUGGCUGCUGCUCUGGCUCCCUCUGACCAGGCUGCAGGGCUGGGGUGCCUGUUGCGGUGCGUGGAAGACUGCUUGCCAUCAGUCUCCAAAAGUAUUUUUAUACCACAUUAUUUUAAUAUUAAAACCUGUAUGUGUCAGAAUGAAA